AUGGCUAGGUUCCGGGUCCGCUUUGCCCCUGACAGAUUCACUCCCAAACAACUUCCCCAGGAGGCACUCAAGCCGAGGAAACAGGCACCAUCGCGACGGUUCUACAGAUGUCGGUACCCAUGCCGCGAGUGUAGGCAGAGUCGUUCGAGAUGCGACGAGACGUACCCAGUCUGUCUCCGUUGCUCGCGCAAAGGCAUCGUGUGUCACGCUGCCGCGAGGGAACAGCAGUGGCAGAUCCAUCUCCCUGCUCUUACUCUCACUUCCGGCCGCCAUGUCUCAUCCCUCUUGCACAGCCAAAGCGACAAUCAAUUGUUGCAGUACUGGCUGGAAAAGACGAGCCGAAUAUUGGUGGCCUGCGAUGAUGAGAACCCGUUUGCUUAUCCCAUCGUCGAGCAUCUGUCCACCAGCCAGUCCAUGUUGCACAUCAUCAAGAGCAUCAGCUCGGCGCACCAGCACUUUUUCCAUCCAGGACAGGUCCACGAUAGUCUCGAGCAAAGGAUAAAGGCCAUCGAGGCUCUCCGAGGAGAGCUGAGCAUGGGCUCUCAACAACUUCACACUCUUUUCCUCUCCAUCUACCUACUCGGCAUAUCGUCAUCCUUCCUCGACCAUAAGUUGCAAGACUUUGGUCAUGAACACUUAGAGGCGGCAAGAACAGUCAUAAAUCUCAUACUGGCCGAGGAAGCGUCUCGCAAGCAUCCAUUGACGCGUCUAGUCGUCGGCACCUUUGUGUACUGGGAUAUGUCUUGCGCGUUCUUGAGCCAGACCUCCAGCAAUCCUAUACACAAUUUUGAGGGGCCUCUCUACACCUUCAUUGCCGAGGAGAUGGCUGGGUUCUUACACCCCACCACCGGGCCCUGCACUGGACUGUUCUAUAUUCUCUGCACGUUGGGGAGAUACAUUCGCCAUGUCAUAUCGGGUGGUAUUCGAGAUUCUGACCUGGAGGUCAUCCUCGAGGUGAAGCUCCUAGCCUGGGAAUUUCCCGACCCUGACCCUCCCACUAUGUUCCCGCAACGAAUUCCUAACCUCCAGUUAACCCUUUACGAAAAGAACGACGAUAUCGGGGGGACCUGGUAUGAGAACACAUAUGCCGGUGUUGGUUGCGAUGUUCCAUCUCAUGUCUACCAGUACUCAUUUGCCGGCAACCCAAACUGGUCAAAGUUCUAUGCCGGUGGUGCAGAGAUUCAACAGUAUCUGAAAGAUGUUGCCUGGCGUUACGAUAUUGAGAAGUAUGUACGUCUGCAGCACCACUUCGAGAAGGCCGAUUGGGAUGAAACGACACAGAAGUGGACUGUCACGGUCAAGGAUCUCAGGAACAACACCACUGUGACAGACACCGCAGAUAUCCUUAUCAAAGGAACUGGUAUCCUCAAUAAAUGGAAGUGGCCUGAGAUCAAGGGCUUGCAAUCCUUCAAAGGGUCCCUCAUGCACACAGCAGGUUGGGACCCUAAGUUUGACUGGACCGACAAGAGAGUGGCAUUGAUUGGUGCUGGGUCGAGCGGAAUCCAAGUGCUACCUCACAUUCAGUCCAAGGCGAAGCACAUAUUUCACUACAUGCGAGGCAAGACCUGGAUCAGCCCGGUUGGGUACGCGGCGGAAGUCGGCGGAGGCGUCAACAGAGAUUACACCGCUGCGGAACGAAUGGACUUUGCCAACAACCCGCAGACAUACAUGGAGUAUCGACAUAUGGUUGAGGGUGUCAUGAACAAGGGCCAACUGUCUACAUUUCUCGGCUCUGACGUCCAAAAACAGUUCUGGGAGGAAUCAGACGCCUUUAUGCGACGAAAGCUGGAGAAGAAGCCCGAGAUCUACAAGUCCCUCAUCCCCAAUUUCCCUCCAGGAUGCCGCAGAUUGACUCCAGGCCCCGGAUAUCUGGAGGCUUUGGUCGAAGACAACGUCACUUUUAUAGGAGCCGGUAUUGAGAAAGUGACAGAGAAUGGUCUUUUCGAUACCAACGGUGGAUUCCACGAGGUCAACGCUAUCAUCUGCGCGACUGGUUUCGAUUAUUCCUGGAGCACCGAAGACACACCCAUCACAGGUCGUGGCGGAAUCACCCUUGAGAAUAUGUGGGAUCCAUGCCCCGAAGCAUACAUGGGAGUGACGGUGCCCAACAUCCCCAACUUCUUUAUCUAUCUUGGGCCAGCUGGUGCACCCGGCUCUGGAAGCUUCAUCACCAUGCUUGAGUUUGUGGUUGAAUACAUCAUCAAAUGUAUCAAGAAGCUGCAGAGAGAGUACAUAUCGUCACUCGAGCCUACUAUGGAAGCCCAUGUCGACUUUUGCAAGCAAGCCGACAAGUACUUUGAGAAAACCAUUUUCACCUACCCGUGCAAGUCUUGGUUCAAGAGAAACAGCGAAACCGGGCGAAUUGUUGGCAUCUGGCCGGGAUCGUCUGUCCACGCCCAACAGGCAAUGGAGAACCCACGCUUUGAGGACUUCCGUUAUGUCCGUAUGCCAGAGGUGGAGCAGAACAGGUUCAAUUGGUUUGGAAAUGGCCUCACUGUUGCACAGGAGAAGAGUGAGAAGACGACUCAGUAUCUUGAUGAUGUUGACAUACCCGCGGUUAUCAACCACGGUCCAAGACCUGAGCUCAACGGCGUCUCUGCUGACAAGUCUUCUAGUUUGGGUAAUGAAUUCCCUGGACUAGUUUAA
Molecule: messenger RNA, 2646 nt
Organism: Fusarium falciforme
Lineage: Eukaryota; Fungi; Ascomycota; Sordariomycetes; Hypocreales; Nectriaceae
Exons: 9
Coding region: 1-2646 (881 amino acids)
Biological process (GO): regulation of DNA-templated transcription
Molecular function (GO): N,N-dimethylaniline monooxygenase activity; DNA-binding transcription factor activity, RNA polymerase II-specific; flavin adenine dinucleotide binding
Source: RefSeq, a predicted model, not a curated record